Molecule: messenger RNA, 1301 nt
Organism: Temnothorax curvispinosus
Lineage: Eukaryota; Metazoa; Arthropoda; Insecta; Hymenoptera; Formicidae
Gene: Sirt4
Product: NAD-dependent protein deacylase Sirt4-like
Exons: 4
Coding region: 162-1124 (320 amino acids)
Molecular function (GO): NAD+ binding
Source: RefSeq, a predicted model, not a curated record
UAUGGCUCCUGCAAUUUUAUGUGCUUCCACCUUUAAAAGCCACACGACACACGACUCACACCUCACACGUGUUGACGCAUAUGUGCAUUUUUGAUAUUUAUAUGAUAAGAUAUGACGAAGAAUAUGAUAUGAUGACAGAAUGAUAAUUUAUAGAUUUCAUCAUGAUCGUGAGGUGUACUUGCCGUAACGCGAAACUAAUUCUUACGAGUGUUCCGUCAGAAAGAUUAUAUCCGCAUUUGUCGAGCCUCGCAUUCGUUCCAAAAUGUGAUCCAGCGUCAACGGAGGAUGUGACGAGAUUGAAGGAAUUCGUCGAUAAACAUGAACGUCUAUGCGUGUUAACCGGGGCAGGAAUAUCCACGGAAAGCGGUAUCCCUGAUUACAGAUCGGCCGAGGUUGGUCUUUACGCCCGGAGCACGCACAAACCGAUGCUUUAUAAGGAAUUUUGCAACAGUGAGACAGCCAGAAGAAGAUACUGGGCCAGAAAUUAUAUCGGAUGGCCAAGAUUUUCCUCUCUCAAACCAAACAUUACGCACGAGAUACUGAAACACUCGGAACAUGUCGGAAAGGUAGGAUGUAUUGUUACACAGAAUGUAGAUAAUUUACAUUCAAAGGCGGGAAGUAAGGAGGUGAUCGAGUUACAUGGAACAGCAUUCAGAGUCAUGUGUCUUACGUGCGAUCAUAAAAUAUGUAGAUACGAGCUUCAAAGAACGUUUCAAAAACUCAAUCCAUCUAUGAUUGCAACUGCCCAGAUGAUAAGGCCCGACGGUGACGUAGACGUGUCACAGGCCCAAGUAGAAGGCUUCAAUGUUCCUGCUUGCGAUAACUGUGGUGGCAUUUUAAAACCCGAUAUUGUAUUUUUUGGGGACAAUGUGCCACAUGAUACGGUGCAAAACGUAAAGGCUAAUAUAGAGAGUUUAGAUGCCUUGCUAAUUCUGGGAACAUCUCUCAGCACAUUCUCCGCGUACAGGGUUGUCCUGCAAGCGCGUGAUGCCAAGAAGCCGAUAGCAAUAGUAAACAUUGGCGAAACUAGAGCCGAUAAAUCUGUAGAUUUGAGAAUAAAAGGAAGAUGCGGUGAUGUUCUACCAAAGAUUUGGCAGCUGAAUGCUUCGAAGGAAAAAAGUUGAUGACAAAUAUGAAUAGUUUUCAAAUUAUAUACAUGCUAUAGUUUAUUCAACUAUUAAAUGUUAUCAGAAAUAUUUGUAUCAUAGUGUAUUAUAACGGUUCUUUAUUUAUGGAUAUAAUACUCAAUCUGAAAAAAGUACAAUAAAUAAAAAAACGAAUGGAAAUUCUUGAAAAACGUG